This is a messenger RNA of Octodon degus (degu), 2372 nucleotides long. It is a transcript of the gene Foxq1, whose product is annotated as forkhead box Q1. Gene Ontology annotation, biological process: anatomical structure morphogenesis; cell differentiation; regulation of transcription by RNA polymerase II. Lineage: Eukaryota; Metazoa; Chordata; Mammalia; Rodentia; Octodontidae. The transcript is spliced from 2 exons. Gene Ontology annotation, molecular function: DNA-binding transcription factor activity, RNA polymerase II-specific; RNA polymerase II cis-regulatory region sequence-specific DNA binding. Bases 21 to 1244 code for a protein of 407 amino acids. The record is from RefSeq and is a predicted model, not a curated record.
AGCGGGGACCGCGCGCGGGUAUGAAGCUGGAGGUGUUCGGACCCCGCGCGGCCCCGGCGGACAAGCCGGGCAGUGACCUGGAGGGCGCCGGCGGCAGCGACGCGCCUUCCCCGCUGUCGGCGACCGGCGACGACUCCCUGGGCUCGGACGGGGACUGCGCGGCCAACAGCCCGGCGGCAGGCGGAGACGCCGGGGAUCCGACGGGCGGCGGCGGCGAGGAGAAUGCGGACGGAGGCCCGGGACCGCGAGACGAGGCCCGGGCGGCGGCGGGCGAAGCGGGGGCGAGCGCGACGGGGCCAGGCGCAGGGGGCGGCGAGAGCGCGCGCGCCAAGCCGUACACGCGGCGCCCCAAGCCCCCCUACUCGUACAUCGCGCUCAUCGCCAUGGCCAUCCGAGACUCGGCGGGCGGGCGCCUGACGCUGGCCGAGAUCAACGAGUACCUCAUGGGCAAGUUCCCCUUCUUCCGCGGCAGCUACACGGGCUGGCGCAACUCGGUGCGCCACAAUCUCUCUCUCAACGACUGCUUCGUCAAGGUGCUGCGCGACCCCUCGCGGCCCUGGGGCAAGGACAACUACUGGAUGCUCAACCCCAACAGCGAGUACACCUUCGCGGACGGGGUCUUCCGCCGCCGCCGCAAGCGUCUCGGUCACAGGGCAGCGGCCUCCGCGCCCGAGCUACGGCCCGAGGACACCCCGGGGCGCCCCUCGGCUGGGCCCGGGCCCGCCGCGCGCGCAUCGCCCCCCGCGCGGUCGCCAGCCCGCCAGGAGGGACGCGCCAGCCCCGCGGGCAAGUUCUCCAGCUCCUUCGCCAUCGACAGCAUCCUCAGCAAGCCCUUCCGCAGCCGCCGCGACAGGGACGCGGGUCCCGGGCUCUCGGGGGUGCAGGUGCCGUGGGGCACUGUGCCCUGCCCGCCGCUGCCCCCGUACCCCGCGCUGCUGCCCACGGCGCCUGGCGGGGCCCUGCUGCCGCUGUGUGCGUACGGAGCGGGCGAGACUGCACUGCUGUGCGCCCGCGGGGCAGAGACGCAGCCCGCAGCUCCCCUGGCCACGCAGCACCUCCUGCUCGCGCCGGUGUCGGUCGCGGGCCCGGCUAAGGCGUUCCGGGGCACUGCGGCCGGCGGCGGCGGCGGCGGCGGCGGCGGCGGCGGCUACUGCCCCCUGCGGCUGCCCGCCGCCCUGCAGGUGGCCUCAGCCUGUGGUCCCGGCCCGCAAUUGCCCUACCCGGUGGAGACGCUGCUGGCCUGAGCCGCCGCCCAGCGCAGCAGGGGUGGGCGCCGUCGGGGAGAUGGGGAGCCAGGCUCGGGCUGUGCACUUUCUACACAGAGGAAAAGACUUUUUUAAAAAAUCUCCGUCAAACGUGCCUUAAAGCUAAGCAUUUUGAAAGAAGUGUUUUAACUUAGUCCAAAAUAUUUUCCUUUGUCUUUUAUAACCUUACAGAGGACCAAAGCAGUUCUUAAUUGCUUUAAUAUCUUGGCUAAGCCUGUCCUCUCUCGUAAAAACUUUUCCUCUCCUUAUUACCCAGGCUCCUAUAAUUCCUAUUUUUAUUGCACCUUCCAUUGAUUUACACCCCCUCCCCAGAAAAAAAGGAACAUCAGGGAACCGUUCCAUAGGGCAAAUGAUAUGACUACUGUUUGGGGUCCACGGGACCCCGCGAGUGUACGUGUGUGGCAUUCGUAAGCGUAACUGUCCGAGGUGUCAGAGAAUCUUCGUCAUUUCUCUGCUGUCGACCGAUGCUUCACUGUGCCAAACGAAGAAAAGGAAAUGUUGGCGUUUUUUAAUUAAAUUAUUUAUAUAUUUUUGAAAUCUGAUUUGAAAAUGUUGCAGGCAACGGCUACAGCUUUAUUAGUAGUUCUGAACUGUGGUCUCCUCGGGCCAAGCAGUUUCUUUAAAGGAGAAGUGGACAUGUUUGUGGGCAGCCAGGACCACUGCCACUCGAAAGCAAGUGUGAUUUUUAUUUUUAAUAUUAUUUUAUUUGUGUUUCUGUACAUAUUCAUGUAUAAAUUUUAUGAAACCCAAGCAUAGUGCUUAUUUUUUAAUAAAACUCACAAUUGACUUACACAUUUCUUGGUGAUGAGUUGGAGGCAGAAAGUUUUUGGGUUUUUUUUUUUUUCUUUUUUAUCCCUAUUACCCCCCAAAUGGAUUUAGGUUUAUGUCCCAAGAAACUUCAUUGUGGGAUCAAAAUCUUUUUGGGAGUAAUUAAGUAAAAGCAGAAGCAGCUGCCGCCUUCCUGACCAAGCACCACUGCAUGUCUUUUUAGGGUGGACCCUCUGUUGAUGAGCUUUCCUAGAGCCAAAGCCAGUAAUUCUUCAAGCCUCGGCUGGAGAGUUCCCAGAGAAGUGUCUACUUUCUCCCCAGAAAGCCUUCCACUGAGAG